Messenger RNA from Cinara cedri, 871 nucleotides. NCBI's taxonomy places the organism in Eukaryota, Metazoa, Arthropoda, Insecta, Hemiptera, Aphididae. The record is from the annotation of a GenBank genome assembly.
AUGGAGCAUUUCAAUACUACAAUUGGCUCAUCAAAAAGCCUGAAAAUGUUUGAUGAAUGUUCGAAUUUUGAUGGAAGUAUUAAAUCAAUUUAUCUUGCUGAAAAUCAAAAAGUUUUUUCAGAAAAACCAUUAAAAUCUAUUUUGAAAAAAUGUGAUAGCGACAUUGAACCUAAAAGACGGGUCAGAUUUAAUUUGGACCCACAAAUCCGCUACAUCCCCAAUAGAUGUCAAACGAAAUCAAAGGCUCAGCAGUCUCGUAGUAAUAAUAAUCUAUCUAAUGGAUCGUAUUGUCAAGAUGUUUACAACGAUUCCAGGAUUUUUCGACCACAUCGAAAUUUUAAUAGAUAUCCUCGCCAAACUGUUGACGAAGUAAAUAUAAUUGUAUUUUAAACUAUAUUUAAUAUUAGCAUUUAAACUAAAAAAUGCUUAAUUUAUAGAAAAAUAACUAUGUACAAGAACCUAGAUCUUGUUUCAACGAGACUUGCCAUGGAUAUUAUAAUUGUAAUAACAAACCAAAUUAUUCGAGAUCAUACUGCGACGAUACAUUUGUAUUUAAAAUUGAAAACAUCCCGAAUAACGUCAGAGUGCGGGAUUUGAAAGCUGCUCUAGCAGAGCGUGGAAUUAAACCAUUGUAAGAUUCGAAUUAUAUUAAUUCGUCCUUCGUAUAAAAACCGUAAUAAAAUAUUUAAUUUUUUCUAGACAUAUCACUUGGAAAGGCCCAAGAGGUUUUGCAUAUUUGCGUUAUGCUAUUUCUAAUGGUGUGGAUAAGGAGCAGGUCAUGAGCUCAUUGCAUAAAAUAAGCUUUAAAUCUAAUGGCGUUGAAACUUCUCGAUUACAAACGCUCAUCGUAACUGCAUGUCAACUUUAUUAA